AUGCUUUCGUCAAGCAGUUAAAAUAAGUAGGGCUACUGGAUUGAAAAGCUUAAAGAAAUAUUGAAGGAAGAAAAGAUAGAAGAAGAGGAAAGCUCUUAGUUUAAUAAUUCAAGUGAUGGUAAUAUAUAAAAUUAAAACUCUGGUAUAAAAACACAAGAGAGUAUGCCAGGCUCAGCCAAUUCUCAAAAUGAGAUAUCCUUUCUUGAAAAUGAUAAUAAGCAAGGCAAAAAGGAAUAGAAUAAAAUAAUGUAUUAAAAAGUAGCUGAGGCAUUCUAUAAAGAGCAAUCUUUUAUCAUAGAUAAUGAUGAAAAUGAAGAACAAGACAAAUAAAUUUAGAAACUAAAAUAGGAAGUAGAAGAACAAUAAAGCUUUUUUGAUAGCGAAGAUGAAUUUGACAAAGCAUAUAAUGAUUAAAAGAAUAAAGCAUUCUUAGAUAUUGUAGAAAUGAACGAUUUCGACAGAAUCAACCAAUACCAAGAUCAUACCAUAUUUUAAAAAAUCUAUAAAAAAAUAUGGUACACUAAAGUACUUAUUAAUUGGAUUGCCUUGAAAAUUAUAAAUCAUCCUGUGUUUGAAGUGAUUUCGCUAGGUGUUAUUAUUUUUAAUUCUAUACUCUUAUCACUUGAUGAUCCAACAACUAACAGCGAUAAUAACGCAGAGAUGGAUUAAGCUUUGCUCAUCAUUUACACAAUAGAAAUGGGUCUUAAAAUUAUUGCUUUAGGUUUUAUUUUCAAUAAAGGAGCUUAUUUGCGUGACACAUGGAAUAUUAUUGAUAUAGUUAUUAUUAUUACUGGUUUCUUACCUUAAAAUGAAAUUAAUCUCAGCGCUUUGAGAUCUUUAAGAGUCCUUCGUCCUCUUAAGUCUAUCACCAAAAUCAAAGCUCUCAAAUAAUUAAUUUAGGCACUAUUAAGUUCUAUACCGCUCCUUAAAGACUCAAUAAUUAUUUUAUCCUUCUUUUUUAUUAUAUUUGGUAUCGCAGGUCUCUAGCUUUUCACAGGUUAACUUAAAAGUAGGUGUAUAGAUCCUUAAUUAGGAAUAAUGGAAGGAGAUGAUGGAGAUAAUGUCAUUGUUUGUGCUUCUGAUUCUGAUUGCGCAAACACUCCAGAAUAUUCACUAAUUUGUUCAAAAACUAUGAAAAGUCCUUUCUAUGAUACUAUUUAAUUCGAUACUUUCGGCUGGUCAGUUCUUAAUGUUUAUGUUAUUGUUUCUUUAGAAGGCUGGACAUAAAUUAUGAACCUUAUGCAAUCUGGUUUUUCUUACUACUCGAUUUUUUACUUUUUCUUUGUAGUUUAUAUUGGGGCAUUCUUUUUAAUGAAUUUAACAAUGGCUAUUAUUGGUGUAAAAUAUACUGAGUCUAUAUCAAAUUAGCAGUCAAAAGUAGAUAAGAAUCAAACAUCCUAAGAAUAAGAAACAGGCUAUAACAUAAAAGAUAUGAUCGAGUGGGGAAUAUAUAAGUCAAACAAAGUUUAUUACAAAGAAUUAGAAGAAGAGAAUAAGAAGCAGCACUCGCUAUUUGGUUUCACAGAGACGUUUGGAAUGCUAGCUGACAAAUUUAAAUCCUUAUUGUUAAAAUAAUCUAGCAGCGGAAAGCUAAGUUAAGACGAUACCAAAAAAAAUAAUAAGUAAUCAUUAGAUAAUUUAGAAUAAGUUAAGGAAUAUAAAGUUAAAAUGAAUAACUCCCAUCAUUCAAUACCACAAUUACAACCUUAAUUAUAAGCAUCAAUAAACGGAGAUAAUAUUUUUAGUAAAUAAUAAUUAAUUGAAAAAGAAGUAGAUAAUAAAGAAAAUUAAUAAAAUAACCUCGUAAGAACUCUUUCUUAAGCUCCUAGAAUUCCUAUAGAAAAUAUUGAUAAUUUCUAAAUUAAAUUUACUGAGCAGCCAAAACAAAAAACUUUGGUCUAAGGAGGCUAAGCAAGAAAUCUAAGAAAUAACAGGUCUAAGAUACUAACUAAAAAAAUUUCUAAAGUUGAUAGUCUUUUAUCAUCUACUAGAAUAGUUCCAUUAAAUCCUGCUUCAAAUGAACCCAACUAAUAUAAAUAGUCAAGAUUUUAAAAGUAAAAUAUUGCAGCCUAAGAAAUUAAAAAAGCUUCUUCUUUAUUGAGCCAAAAUUGCUCAGAGUAAGACGAUUAACAUUUAAGUUAAACUAAUGAAGACAAAGUUAAUAAAAAAAGAAGUAACUCUUAAAACAAAGAAUUGAAUUCUAAUUAAAAUGAAUUAAUUUCUCCAGAAAUUCUACAAGAAUAACUUGAUUAGAUUAGCAGCAAAGAUGGAAAUCAAAAUUACUAUUCUAAUUCGAGGAAAUCUAGCUCAGUGUAAAGAUCAGCUGCCAAAAACAAAUCAUCUAAUAGCUAUUCACCAAACAAAAAUUAUAAGUAAAUUGUUGCUGGAGAUAGAAUAAUACACUUAGCACCAAUUUACUCAUAGAGUUCUUAAUUUAAAAAAAAUAAAAGAAAGUAAACAGUUAUUAGUGAAAAUGAAAAUAUGCUAAAUUCAAAGAGAUUAAGCUAAAAUAUGUUAUAAAGCAAAAGAAUGUCUUAGAUAGGAGGGGAUAUUAGAUUAUAACGAGACAGUUUGAAUUAAAAAAGUAAUGAAAAUUCUUUAUUAAAAGCUGAUUAAGGUACUUAAGAAUUUAAUAAAGAAUUAAGAAGGAAAUCUAAAAGAAAUAAUCAAAUAUCUAAUAUGAUUUUAGACAGCAUGAAUUCAAGCUCUAAAAGAAAUAGUAUUUCUAAGCUAUACGACUCAGUUAAUUCUGAUUAGUUUGCUCAAGAUGAUUUCUUAAAAGAAAUAGAGGUUUAAGAAAAAAUUCUAAGAUAUAAUUAGAAAUAUAAUGAAAAUGAAAUAAACGAGAAGUUAAAUAAUGAUGCAUAAAUUGAAAAUAACUACUCCUCUAAUAAAAUGACCAUAAAUUAAUUAAAAUCUAGAAAAUUAAAGUAAAAUGAUAAUCAAGACUAAACUGAGAAUUAUCAAGUAUUACCUGAAAAGCUAAAAUUAGAUAACACUCGUAAAGAGAAACAUGAAUAAAAGUAAAACGAUGUAUCAAUUUAAAUGAUAUAAUAAUAUAGAAGAGAUAGAAAAGAUAAGAGCAAAGAGAGUGUAUCCAAUUCAAUUUAAUCAAGGAGAAUAAAUUAAACAGCUUCUUAAGGAAGUUAAAAUGAAAGUAGUCAAAGAGGUAAAACAAAAACAAAUAGUGCUUUGGAUUAACUAUCAGAAGUGUCAGAAAUGUCCAUGGUUUAGUCAUAAAACAAUAGAGGAGCUAGCAGAUCUAGAAAAAAUACUGUUACAUAUGUUCCUGGAAUUCCUCAAGAUGAAAUUAGAUAAACCAAACCAACCAUCAUAUUCAAUGAUGCAGAAUUCCUAAAUAUUUUUGGAAAGUAAGAUCAUAAUAAGGAAACAAAAAUGCAUUCUGACCAAUAAAACAAGAAAAAGCAUACAACUGUAAAAGUACAAUAAUAAAAUUAAGAAACAUAAUUAAAGAGAUAAGAAAGCCGUAAAAUAGAUAGAAAGUAUCAUGCAAAUGUUGAUGAAAAACUUGAUAUGAAAAAGGAAGAAAUGAAACUUUUGCUAAACUCUAAAAUAUUGAAACCAAGAGUGCUUUUAGAACAGCCAAACGAAUACACUGAGGAUAUUCAACCAUAAAAAAAAUAAGAGUAGCACGAAAAAAGGAGAGCUGAGUAAAAUAAAAAGCUAAAAAGUUUAAGAUUCGUCAUUAAAUAUUUUUCUCAAAAAAAACUAUCAAAGAAGAAAUAAUAAAAAAAAGAAGAUUUAAGAAAACUGAUCCCAUACAAGAGAUCUGCUAGAAUAGAUGGUUUGAAUAAAGAAAAAUUAUUUGCAGUACUUGACAAUCAAAAUAUUGAAGAAAUUUACUAAAAUAAAUUAUCUAUCAAUUUAGAUAAAGGCAAUAACUUUAACAACUUUGAUAACAAAAGCUACCACAGUCAUAAAAACUAAAAUAUUGAUGAUAAGAUAAAAGGCGCUCCAUCUUCACACAAUAUUAUUGAAAGAAUAUAGCAUUAAGAGGGUUUAGAACCUAGCAUAAAUUAGGCUUAAUCUAGUGAAAAGUACUAGGAGAAUAAUUUGGAAGAUGUUUCCCAGAAUAACUAUAACAUAAAUUUAAGUGAUAGGAAAAUUGAUAGCACUCCUGCUGUAUAACUAAAAUAUGAUGAAAAUACACUAAAUAGACUAAAAUCUAAAAAGUCUAUAAUUGACGAAAUAAAAAAAUAAGAUGAAUCAAUUGAUUCUAUAUCUUAGAAAAAGCACCAAUACUCUUCAACUAAACCUAUAAGGUUAAAUUCCAACUAGGAUAGAGCAGGAAAAAAGAAAAAAGUAGAAACUGAAAUAAAAUGGGAAUAAUGGGAUUACUAACAUGCACUUAAUAAGAUUUUUUUUGAUAUCGAUGAAGAAGAUUAAUAGAAAUAAAAAGAAAAAAAGCAUCAAAACUAAAGUGAAGGUGCACCUACUGUUGAUUUAUCUAAAAGUAUAUUUUCUAAUUCAAAUUAUAUACACAAAGACUCCAGAUUCAGUGAAGGAUCAGAAAGCAUACUUUCUAAAUCCAACAUGAUAGAUGAAAGUAACCUUAAUAAUACUAGCAAUUCAAUUACCUUAGAGUUUUCAGAGAAUUAGACCAGUAAAAAAUAAGCUCAAGAGAAUAAAACAGAUUCUGUAUUCAACACGGAAUUUGAAAAGGAACCAAUUGAGCAUGACUACGUAUCUACUAGAAAAAAAGAAAUCCUUAACUUAGAGAAAAAAGGCUAAAAUCUUAUUAAAGUAGAUUGGUCAGGUGAUGCUGUCAUCCCUUCUACUAUUGCCAUCAAAGAAUAAAAAUAAUUAAAUCUAAUUAUUUCAAAACUUAAUAUUUCGAAGUACGAUAUGGAAUAAAAUGAAGGAGGACUUAUUGGAAUAAUCUAAGCAUUAAGAAGAAGAAUUAAGUAUAUAGUACAUUCCCCAAUUUUUGAAUAUUCAAUAAUGAUUUGUGUUAUUAUCAACACCAUCAUUCUCAGUUUAGAUGGAAUCGUCACAGACACACAAGGGUUAUAAACAAUAAGUUAAUUUAAUAUUUCAUUUACUUUUAUCUUUGCAAUUGAUAUGAUUUUAAAGAUUAUUGGUGAUGGAUUUACAGAAUAUGUUUCUGAUAAAAUGAAUAUAUUUGACUGCAUUAUUGUUUGUCUAUCAUUAUUUGAACUCUUCUUUAUCACAGAAACGGGAAGUGGUAGUUCAUUUAGUGCAUUUAGAGCGAUUAGAAUUUUAAGAGUUUUUAGAGUAUUAAGAGUGACAAGAUUAGUCCGUUCUCUUUAAUUCAUGAAACUAAUGAUUACAGCUAUAGGUUCAUCUUUGUCUUAGUUCAUUUAUAUUCUCUUGUUGCUAUUUUUAUUUAUGUUCAUAUACACACUUCUAGGUAUGAGUCUAUUUGGUGGUUCAUUUAAUAUGCCAGAUAAGCCUACAAGAAUGAAUUUCGAUAGCUUUUUAAAUUCAGCAUUUGCAAUUUUAUAGCUCCUAACCAUAGAAAAUUGGAAUACUUUACUAUAAAUUUGUAUUCGCUCAAAUGUUAGCAACUAUCUAUCUGUCCUUUUCCUGAUAUCAUGGAUGUUUAUUGGAAAUUACAUAUUUAUGAAUUUAGUGUUGGCUAUAGUAAUGGAUUCCUUCGACUCAGCUGAAGUAUAAGCAGAUAGAAGGGAAAUAGAAAAUAGAUUUGAAGUAGUCGAAGACAUUGACUUUAAUUACAGUAGUGUAGGUACAACCAUUCUAGCACAAACAUCUUAAUUUAGUUCUUCAGGCUAUUCUAACAGCUUGAUGAAUAAAAUAAAUAGCAAUAGUUUUUCAAAUAGCCAUAGAAAAUCAUAAACUGACUCGCAAUCUAUGCAUUCACAAACUCUUAAAUCAGGUAGCCAAAAUCAAAUUGAAGAUGAAGAUUUAGAAGAAGUCAAAAGAGAAAAUAUCAAUUAAGUCUAAUUCAUUUACUUUGCAGGAGUUAAGUGCUAGCAAUCUUUAUACAUCUUUUCUCAGUAAAAUAUAAUUAGAAAGAUUUGUUAUAGAGCAUUGGUGCAUCCUUUAUUUGAACAAGUUGUUUUAAUGGUGAUUGUACUGAGCUCAAUAAAACUAACGAUGGAUACUUAUGUGAAUGACUAAGAAUCUUAGAUUUAUAUUGUUGGGUUAUCGAUAGACAAGUUUUUUACAGCAUUCUUCGCUUUAGAAUCUUUAAUUAAAAUAAUAUCUCUAGGUUUGGUUUUAGAUGAUAACUCUUAUCUCAGAGAUAGUUGGUCUUAAUUAGAUUUUUUCAUAGUUAUUUGCAGUAUAAUUGAUGUAAGUGUUACUUCUAUAAAUUUAAGUGCGAUAAAGAUUCUCCGUCUUCUCCGUACUCUCAGACCUUUAAGAUUACUCAAUCAUAAUAAGUCAAUGAAAUUGAUUGUGACUGCAUUAAUGGAAUCUGUUGGUGGUAUUACUAAUAUGAUUAUGGUUCUUAUUCUUAUUUGGUUAAUGUUUGCUAUAUUAGCUUUAAAUCUAAUGAAAGGAAAGAUGCAUUAUUGCAAUGGCCCUGAUGAUUUAUCCUUGAACCUAUACGCUUACAACAAAUAAAAAUGCCUAAAUAUUCCAGGAGCUACUUGGGAAAUCUAUGAUAUAAAUUGUGAUAAUAUAGGAAGCUCAAUGCUUUUCCUAUUUAUUUUGUCUUCAUUUGAAGGAUGGCCUGAUUAUGUUUGGAGUUUUAUUGAUGGUGGUGAUGAUGGUCCUAUUCUUAAUAAUAGUGCUUACUUCGCAUUUUUCUUUGCUGUAUUCAUAUUUGUUGGUGGAUUUUUCUCUAUUAACUUAUUCAGUGCUAUUAUGUCUUUCAAUUUUGACAUAGCUCAGAAAAAAGCUAAAAAUAAAUACUUAACUGAUGAACAGUCAUAGUGGAUAGAAUUAUAGCGUAUGAUUGUUAAGUCGACUCCUGAUUUUAAUGCCUUAAAAAAACCUACAAACAAAAUAAGAUUCAUGCUAUGGUCAUUUGUCAGAUCUUCAUAUGUUGAGAUUUUUAUCAUAUUUUGUAUACUUUGCAAUAUUGUCACUAUGGCUAUGGCUUAUGAUACCUCACCAUAAUAAUAUGAUUAAAUUUUAAAUGACUUAAAUAUCUUCUUUACAAGUGUAUUUGUAACUGAAGCUAUUAUUAAAAUAAUUGCUUUCGGACUUUAGGGCUAUUUUUUUAAUGGCUGGAAUUAAUUUGAUUUCUUUGUAGUUUGUGCUUCUAUUGUUGAUAUAGUAACAACUUCUAUGGGUAGAUAAUUCAUAAGUUUCUUAAGAGCAGGACCAUAGAUUGCAAGAGUUCUCAGAGUCAUGAGAGUUUCAAGACUCCUAAAACUGAUCAAAUCAUUUUAAAAUCUCCAAAAGUUAAUUCAAACUACUAUCUUUGCACUACCUCACUUAUUGAAUGCAACUGCUUUAUUCCUGCUAUUUUACUUUAUUUUUGCAAUUUUGGGUUGCUAUCUGUUUAGUUCUGUCACAGAAGGAAAUGUUAUUGAUCAGUUUAAUAAUUUUAAAGACUUCCACUCUGCUUUUAUUCUCUUGUUCCGUUGUAGCACAGGAGAAGAUUGGAUGACCGUAAUGUUUGAUAUUGUUAAGGGGACUUCUAAUUAUUCUAUUAUAUAUUUUGUUGUGUUUAUUAUUAUACAAACUUAUAUGAUGAUGAACCUGUUUGUGCUAAUUAUUAUUAAUCAAUUUGAAGAAAACUACAUUGAUCCUGAUAACCCACUCUAAAACUUUACUGAGUCAGAAGAUAAUUUCAAGUAGCUUUGGGGUAUUAUGACAGAGAAAGAUUAGGGUAUCAAAAUACAUGAAAGAUUUUUAACAGAUUUUUACUUUUAGCUUUAAGAGCCUCUUGGAUAUGAUUACAACAUGAAAAAGAAGACUUUUAUUGAGAAUUUAAAACUGCACAACAGCGGUAUUAGUGAUGAAGAAAUAAAAUCUAAGUGUGAAAAAUUCAAAAUUAAACAAAGAUAAGAAGCUGAUAAACAUAUCAUGUAAAUGAAUAUUUAUUGUGACUAUGAAGGAUAUAUCUUUUUCAAUGAGUUGUUCUUUUAUUUUUUCAAAUUUUCUCUGAAGGACGAAGUAAAUGAUUUCCCUUAACCAAAAAAUUAGAAGGAACUUGAAAAAUAAAUAAAAGCUCUUUAAAUUAUGAGAAAGGAAGAAAGUAUUACCUUUAAGAGAAUGAAUUAUAUCAAAAAGAAACAAUCUUAGCUUAUAAAGCAGAAGAUUAACAAAAAGCGUAAAGAAGGUGUCAAUCCUAUGGUGAGACGUCUAUUUGUGGGAAUGUGCUUCUAAAGUUGGAUAUAAUACAGUAAAAGCACUUAAAAGAAAAUUAAUGAUUUAAACUUCAACCAUGAGGAUAUUUCAUCACAGUCAGAGACUGACAGUGAUUCUGAGAAUGAGGAAGAUGAAAUUGACUUCUUGAAAAAUGAUGAAAAAGAUGUGCUCUAAUUCCGUUAAAAUUUUAAGAAAAAAAUUAUAGAACGUGAACAUACAAUUUUCUCCAGACCAGUAGUUAAAAAUGAAAAAAAUCCUAAUAAUCUUUAUGAAAAGGAAAGAUAUGUUUAUCUUCCAAAUACAGAAAUAUACAAAGAUGAAUACGUGAUUGACGACAAAGACUAUUACACAAAGUAAGUUUUUUAGGUGGAAUCUAACUAAAAGAAACAAUAGUACUCUACUUAAGACUCAAAACCAUUUAGUGAAACUAAAAUAUAAAGAGAGCUACUGAAAUCUCCUACUAAUUAAUCAAUUGACACUCCAGUUAACUUCUAAGUCAAUAGUAACCAGAAUAUGUAUUCAUAAUCAAGUAGCUAAUAGAAACUUUCAAAAUUCAAUAACUAAUAAAUAAAUUAAGAAGAUGAACAAGAAGAAAAGCAAAUUAUUCUAGAAUCCUAAGAUCCCUAGCCUAUUUAAUUAAAAAUUCCUAGUAUAAACGUACUGUCAUCGUGCAAAGAUCUUUCAGAUGAAUAACAGGCAUAUAAAGGAAAUGAUAUUUAAAGUCUUAAUACUAUUUAAAACAUGCCUAGCAGUGGUACUAAUUUUAUAGAAAAAGAAGAGAUGCCUUUAACAUUAUAGACAAAACAAGUUGAUAUUGUUAGUAAAUUUAAAAACUAAUAUAAAUGA
Tetrahymena thermophila SB210 is the source of this 9114-nucleotide messenger RNA. RefSeq names its product cation channel family transporter. The transcript is spliced from 16 exons. The record is from RefSeq and is a predicted model, not a curated record. NCBI's taxonomy places the organism in Eukaryota, Ciliophora, Oligohymenophorea, Hymenostomatida, Tetrahymenidae. Gene Ontology annotation, cellular component: membrane; voltage-gated calcium channel complex. Gene Ontology annotation, molecular function: high voltage-gated calcium channel activity. Gene Ontology annotation, biological process: calcium ion import across plasma membrane.